UGUAACAGAUUCAAGGUGUAAAAUCUUUGUGUAAGCAAGCUAUUAGCAUGAGAUCUCGGUUAUUGCCAUUUUCCCCAUCAGUCUUGGGAACUAUAUUAGUUAGCUCCCUUCCAUCAUUCCUCAGCUAAAAUAAUUCAAUACUUCCAAGCAUCUUUUCCUUUGAGUUUAAGUUUAAACCAGCUGAUAAUACACCAAUACUGCAAACCCUCUCAGUCUCAACACUUCUGUCAUAAUGACUGUUCGCAGUGCUUCCAACGGUGUUGCCGGGGACAUCUCAAGCAUUUCUCCUCAUGUGACGAAAGUCACGGGGCUUAUAUCCAAUUCAAAACACAAUCCAAACUUUAACAUCAUCGAUAUUCGCCAUGAUGGUGCCGAAAUUGAGUUGAAGGAUGAAAUUCUAGCAUCUUUGAGGCCAAAAAGUGGUCUCAAGAGUCUGCCAACCCUGCUCCUAUACAAUGAGCGGGGUUUACAGAUCUACGAAGAGGUUGUUGUUUAUUCACUUUGAUCCAGUCAAUCAUGUUAACCUAGAUACAGAUCACUUAUUUGUCUGAAUAUUACCUUACAAAUGCAGAGAUUGAUGUCCUUGAACGUUCCGCCGAAAGCAUUGCAUCAAACAUACCUUCAAAUUCUAUGGUUGUUGAGCUGGGAAGCGGGUUUGUAUUUUCUGUUAGGUCUAUGUCUUGGGGCUUGCAGGACUAACAAUGAACAGUAAUUUACGCAAGGUGAGUAUAUUGCUACGAGCUUUAGAUGCGGCCGGCAAGUCUGUCGACUACUUUGCACUUGAUUUGUCAUUGAAGGAGUUGGAGAGAACUCUAGAACAGGUCCCGGAAUUCAAAUACGUGAAAUGCCAUGGGCUUCUUGGUACAUAUGACGAUGGUCUCGCAUGGCUGAAACUUCCAGAAAACUCUUCUAGGCCGAAAUGUGUUUUGUCGAUGGGGUCAAGCAUUGGUUUGUCUUUAGAACUUUUAAUACCAGGCAAUCAACUUACCUCGUGCAGGCAACUUUCAAAGACAGGAUGCAUCAUCAUUUUUGAAGAGUUUUGCGGAAGUUUUGAGCCCCUCGGACAUGUUUCUCAUUGCCAUCGAUGCGACAAGUAACCCGGAAAAAAUCUAGUAAGUACUAAUACAAUAUUGUUUGGACUGCUUCUGACUAAUUAUGCUGUAGCCAUGCUUACAAUGGUUUGUCGAUUCAAUCUCAAAUCUCAUUUCCUGACGCUAACCUUGACAACAAGAUGAGAAAGGAGUUACCCACAGGUAUUUACUCACAAACAUUAAUAACCGACUGCAGGGCACUUACUGAUUCUCAACGAAGAUUCAUCCUGAACGGUCUAGUCCAGGCGAAUGAAAUCCUUGGAGAGAAUGUAUUUGAUAUUGCAGAUUGGACGGUAAUUGGAGAGUAUGUGUAUGACACUCAAGGAGGCCGUCACCAAGCGUUCUAUUCUCCAUCCCGCGAUAUCACCAUUAGGGAUGUUCUUGUAAAAGCUGGGGAGCGUGUGAAGAUAGAAGUCAGUUUGAAAUAUUCAUCGGAGGAAACAGCCAAACUAUUGAAGAACGCCGGAAUGAGAGAGGCCCAAAAGUGGUCAGCCUCUACCGAUGAUUACAGUAAGUAUUGCAGUGAUUUAUUUUUUCUCGGUUUCGGUUUGAAUCGGCAAUUGCACAUGUGAGUAUUCAGCUUCAGUGGUCGGUGUAUAUGGUCUUAUGAUCACAUAAACCAUUGGCGUGGGGGUCAACUGCCAAUCGUGGUUUUGUGGCGCAUGCUUAUUGACUUGCUAUUUUGGAACUGACAUUAACAUGCCAUGUCAUUUUUCAAACCUGCUUCUGUCAUUGGAAAACCUUGCUCACAUUCCAUUGGGCGCUUUACUGACUUCUUUCGAGAUAUUCACCUUCUAAAGAAAGAGACAAUGGCAUUCGAUCCGAAUCCAAGAGUCUAUGCCUCAUCUACAUCCCCGACUCUUGAGGACUGGAAAGGGUUGUGGUCAGUAUGGGAUACUGUCACCAGGAAAAUGAUACCAAACGAAGAAUUGGUUGAGCAGCCAAUCAAACUUAGAAAUGCUUGCAUAUUUUACUUGGGUCAUGUCCCGACAUUCCUUGACAUCCAACUAAAUAAGGUCACCAACGAGCCGCUUUGCGAGCCUUCUUCUUACCCGAAGAUAUUUGAAAGAGGAAUAGAUCCGGAUGUCGAUAAUCCUGAGCAAUGCCAUGCCCAUUCCGAAAUUCCGGAUGAGUGGCCACCACUUGAAGAGAUUUUAUCGUAUCAGAAGAAGGUGAGAGAAAAGGUUGCAAAGUAUUAUGCAAGCCAAGAGAUUCCCAGAAAUGUCGGCCGUGCACUCUGGUUGGGGUUUGAGCAUGAAGCUAUGCAUUUGGAGACCCUCUUGUACAUGUUACUACAAAGUGACAAGACUAUUCCGCCUACUGGUGCUAUGCCAGACUUCAAAGGAGAAGCGGAGCGAGCCGAGGCAUCUCAAGUGCCAAAUGAGUGGUUUAAACUUCCAGAGCAGGAAAUUGUCAUCGGAUUAGACGAUCCAGAGGAUAAUUCUGGACCAGACAAUCAUUUCGGGUGGUAUGUUAGACACUCAUUCAACAACAGAGUAAAUUUAACGCUACUCAGGGAUAACGAAAAGCCUUCGCGAAAAGUCGUGGUUCAAUCAUUUGAAGCCAAAGGACGACCAAUUACUAAUGAAGAGGUGAGAAGCAUAUGAGACUUCAUGAGACUUUCGGCUAAAGAGCAGUAGUACGCUCGCUAUCUAGAACAAACACAUGGGACCAAGAUUCCAGCUUCAUGGGCCCAACUCCAAAAUUCCAAUGGCUACAGUAAUGGAAAUUCAAAUGGGUGUAGUAAUGGAAGUAUUGGCGGGCCAAACCCGCCUCCGCUAACCAAGGCAUAUCUAGCAGGUAAAGCUGUUCGAACGGUCUAUGGUCUAGUACCGCUUGAGUAUGCCUUAAAUUGGCCAGUCUUUGCUUCAUAUGAUGAGCUUUAUGGAUGUGCAAGCUGGCUGGGUGGACGAAUCCCCACUGUUGACGAGGUUCGGAGCAUUUACAGUCACGUCGACGGCUUGAAUGUCAAGAAAGCAGAGAGACAUUUGGGCAAGACAGUCCCAGCUGUCAAUGGGUAUGUUUUGCGGUGAUAAUGCCGUGACCCUGAAACAAAUACUAAUUGUUAAAACAGGCAUCUUAUUAAUGAGGGCGUGGAAGAGACACCGCCAUCGCGGACUUCUCGGGUUGGUGGAAGCUCUCAAGAGCUUUUCACCGAACUUGAGGGUGCCAAUGUGGGAUUCAAGAAUUGGCAUCCAAUCUCCGUUACUGCUGGAGGUAAUAAACUUGCAGGGCGUGCUGAGAUGGGUGGAGUUUGGGAAUGGACUAGCUCUAUUCUCAGCAAACAUGAAGGUUUUGAGCCAAUGCCUUUAUAUCCUGGCUAUACUGGUACGUCUCUCACUCAAUACAAUAGAGAUGAAAUUUGUCAGGAAUCUAACAUUACUAGCUGAUUUCUUUGAUGGAAAACACAACGUUGUACUCGGAGGAUCUUGGGCAACUCAUCCUCGUAUUGCUGGAAGGAAGACAUUGUGAGCAAAGUCAGAUUAACUCGUCCUUCGUCUUUAAUACUAAUUGAUUCAUCUAGCGUCAAUUGGUACCAGCGUAAUUAUCCAUACACAUGGGCAGGUGCACGCCUAGUUCGUGAUCUGUAGGCUGGCUGCAUACUUUGAAUAUGGCGGUAAAGCUUCCCUCAUCAUUCAACAGGGGAGGAAGCACGCCACUAUCACUCGAGCGAAUCAACUUCGUCUUGGUGAGACCACAACGUAGUAGGGUGAAGGGCGAUAUUGGUUGGAUAAAUGUGCAAUUGAAUUUUCGCUUUGCUUCGUUUUCUUUUUUUCCCCCGAAGGGUUCGUUUUCUGGGAUUACUCAGGUGAAGGGGGUUAAAAGGGAGGAUUUGGAUAUGAGUUUGAAUAAGGAUAUGAAUCUGGGUAUGGGUAUGGGAACUGGACCUGGAUAUGUGAUGCGAAGGAUAUCAAAUUGGAAAGGGCUUUAUGGUCAGUUUUUAAUGCGACUAGCAGUUCGUUAUUGGAUUAUUCUGUGAGUAAUGAUAAGUUAAGAUGAAUUUUCUAAAAUUAUUUCAAAAACACAUUCACUCCAUGUUGUUUGUAUUGAAUUCUAAAGCAUGUACUUCCAGGUUAGCAGAUGAGUGAGGUGCAC
This is a messenger RNA of Sclerotinia trifoliorum, 4187 nucleotides long. NCBI's taxonomy places the organism in Eukaryota, Fungi, Ascomycota, Leotiomycetes, Helotiales, Sclerotiniaceae. The record is from the annotation of a GenBank genome assembly.